Messenger RNA from Prosopis cineraria, 1003 nucleotides. RefSeq names its product DNA oxidative demethylase ALKBH2. Lineage: Eukaryota; Viridiplantae; Streptophyta; Magnoliopsida; Fabales; Fabaceae. Gene Ontology annotation, biological process: DNA repair. The record is from RefSeq and is a predicted model, not a curated record.
CCCCUCCGAACGUCAUUCUCCCCCGAUCUCCAUAUUUGUAUUGUACGUACUUGCAGGGCUGGCGCGAAAAUAGAUGCGGUUGCCGGCGUGACCUCCGAUGAGUCUAUUGAAGCUGAAGGCGGUGUCUACACCUACCGAUAACGAUAAUGCUUAUGACACUUUGAAGAAGCAAAUUAUCGAUCUUGGAAACGCAAGCGAAGUCAUAUACGUCCGGAGGUUCAUACCCUUGGAUCAGUCAUGGAACUGGUUCGAUUACCUCGAUAAGCAUAUCCCAUGGAACAGACCAACCAUUCACGUCUUUGGAAAAUCUUGCGUUCAGCCUAGAGACACAUGUUACGUUGCAACUCCAGGAUUGACGGAAUUGACUUACAGUGGUCAACCACAUGCUUAUCCUUGGGAUGAUUAUCCGCCACUGAAAGAUAUCUUGGGUGCAGUCCAUAAAGCUCUUCCCGGGAGUCGUUUUAAUAGCUUACUCAUAAAUAGGUAUAAAGGUGGUAAUGACUAUGUUGGUUGGCAUGCGGAUGAUGAGAAGCUGUAUGGUCCAACCCCUGAAAUUGCUUCAGUGUCUUUUGGAUGUGAACGCGAGUUCAUUUUGAAGAAGAAACCAAGUAAAAGAUCCAGAGAUGGAAGUGAUGAACCCGUGAAGAAGCGAUUAAAGAACAAUCAUGGUGAUCAACAUUCAUUUACACUCAAGCAUGGAUCACUGCUGGUGAUGAGAGGUUAUACACAAAGGGAUUGGAUUCAUUCUGUGCCUAAACGAGCAAAAGCAGAAGCUACUCGCAUCAAUCUCACAUUUAGGCGUGUUUUAUGACUGCCUCUGGAAGGUUUUUAGCAGGGACUUUUUGAACACAUGAUCUUAGAAACGAUCCUCUGUAGAAUUUUGUAAACCUGAGCACUGCGAAUGUAAUUUGUAGAGUUUUUUUUUUUUUUUUUUUUAAAUCUGGGUUUCUUGAGGCGAGUAUCACUUGUAACUUUUUUAAAGGAAAAACAAGUAUCCUACUCA